Molecule: messenger RNA, 3358 nt
Organism: Aphanomyces invadans
Lineage: Eukaryota; Oomycota; Saprolegniomycetes; Saprolegniales; Verrucalvaceae
Exons: 5
Coding region: 19-3300 (1093 amino acids)
Biological process (GO): nucleosome organization; regulation of transcription by RNA polymerase II
Cellular component (GO): nucleus; chromatin
Molecular function (GO): DNA binding; histone binding; ATP hydrolysis activity
Source: RefSeq, a predicted model, not a curated record
GCACAACUCCUUGGAUUUAUGGCUACGGUGGAGAAGACAGCGUUGGAUCAAGCUGCCAAUGGUGGCAAGGACGUCGCGUCCGACGAUGUCGAGUCCUACUCGGACGGUGUAUCUGACGCUGGUGAGAGUUCUAGUGCGGAAGACGAUGAGAACGCGGAUGUGUCGUCGUCCCUUCCGUUCGCAACGGAUGUGAAAGACGAAGACGAAGAGUUGUCCUCUGAAGACAAGGCAGCACGGGAAGCGCUGAUCCGAGAAGAGGAAGAAGCAUUGAAGAAGCAAAAGGAGAGUCAACUCAAGGCGCUCGAAGCUUUGCGCGAGCAAGAACAGGAAGCAGCAGCAACGACAUCGAAGGCAAGCCCCGACCGACGCCUGCAAUUCCUCAUGGCGCAGUCGGAUGUCUUUACGUCAUUUCUCAUGGGUGGAAGUUCCACCGUUGGCAAGGCCAUGAACAAAAAACAACGGGACAACGUCAAAGCGGACGGCGACUACAACCGACGUUCCGUCAAGAAAGGCGGCGAUGACGACGACCAAGCGGCGAUUUUGGCCGAAGAAGAGUCCCGCUUCACACGUGUGGAUAAGCAGCCGUCGAACAUUGCAUUUGGCACGAUGAAGCCGUAUCAGUUGGAAGGGUUGAACUGGAUGAUCCGUUUGCACGAUUCGGGUGUGAACGGCAUUCUGGCCGACGAAAUGGGGCUCGGAAAGACGCUCCAAAGCAUCUCGUUGCUCGCGUACUUGCGCGAAUCUCGAGCCAUGAAGGGGCCGCACAUGAUCAUCGUGCCCAAGUCGACGGUCGGCAACUGGAUGCGCGAGCUCGGACGGUGGUGUCCAUCCAUUCGUACGUUCAAAUUCAUGGGCGACAAGGACCAACGCAACGUCCUGCGCGAGUCGAUCAAGUCCGUCAAAUGGGACGUGUGUGUCAUGUCGUUCGAAGUGGCCAUCAUCGAAAAGACGACGCUGAAAAAGUUCCAGUGGAAGUACAUGCUCAUCGACGAAGCCCAUCGCAUCAAGAACGAAAACUCCAAGUUGUCGCAGGUCGUGCGCGAAUUUGACGUCGAGCACCGCUUGCUCAUCACGGGCACGCCGCUCCAAAACAACUUGCACGAGCUCUGGGCGCUUCUCAACUUUUUACUCCCUGACGUGUUUACAGCCAGUGAAGACUUUGACUCGUGGUUUAACGUGGAUGGCGAAGCUGGCCACGAAAACGUCAUCAAGAAGCUGCACACGGUGCUGCGGCCAUUUCUGCUGCGUCGCCUCAAGACCGAUGUUGAACACUCGCUUCCCCCCAAGACAGAGACCAAGUUGUACGUUGGGCUGUCGGAAAUGCAGCGAGAAUGGUAUACGCGCGUCCUCCACCGUGACGCGACCCAUUUGAAUUCCAUCGGCGGAUCCGAUCGCGUGCGAUUACUCAACAUUUUGAUGCAGCUUCGCAAAGUAUGCAACCACCCGUACCUGUUUGACGGCGCCGAGCCUGGACCGCCAUUUGUGGAAGGCGCGCACUUGUGGGAAAACUGCGGCAAGCUCGUGCUCCUGCACAAGUUGCUCCCUCGUCUAAAGGCCCAGGGCUCCCGCGUCCUGAUCUUUUGCCAAAUGACAAGCAUGCUCAACAUCCUGGAGGACUACAUGCGGUACAACAACCACGAGUACUGUCGUUUAGACGGGUCUACUCAGGGCGAGCUCCGCGAUGAGUACAUGGACGUUUUCAAUGCGCCCAACUCGACCAAGUUUGCGUUCCUGCUUAGCACGCGCGCCGGCGGCCUCGGGAUCAACUUGGCAACAGCAGAUAUUGUCAUCUUGUACGACUCGGAUUGGAACCCACAGGUGGACUUGCAAGCAAUGGAUCGCGCCCAUCGCAUCGGGCAAACCAAACCGGUCCGCGUCUUUCGAUUCAUCACGGAUGGGACUGUCGAAGAAAAGAUCGUCGAACGGGCCGAGCGCAAGCUGUACCUGGACGCGGCAAUCAUUCAGCAGGGUCGUCUUGCGCAGCAGAACCGCAAGUUGAGCAAGGAUGAACUCAUGACGAUGGUCCGGUUUGGAGCGGACGAGAUUUUCAACGCCAAAGGCAGUAUGAUCACAGACGACGACAUCGACGCCAUCUUGGCCAAGGGCGAGGAGCGCACAGAGGGAAUGAAAGCCAAAAUCAACGAAGACAUGCAGCACAAUCUCAAGAACUUUAGCUUGUCGUCUGUAUCGAGCCUGUACGAGUUUGAGGGCGAAAAGUUUGCCAAAGAUGCCCUGGAAACGGGCGGCGUCAUGCCGUCCACCUUUAUCGCGUUGCCGGCGCGUCAGCGCAAAACCAACUACGACGUGGACGAGUACUACCGCCAGCAGACGGGCCAGACAAAGCCGAAGAAGGUCAAGAAGCCCGACGAAGAGAAUCGACCCAAGGUCGCCAUCGUGCAUGAUUUUCAGUUUUUCGACAAGGACAAGAUGAUUCCGCUGCUACAGAAGCGCCUGGACGUUGAGUUUCAACGAAAGGAGCAGCUCAAGCUGAUCAAGGAAGCCAAGUCUGGCAAGCUCGACGACGACGAGGCCAAAGAUAAGCUCAAGCAACUCGAAGCUGACCUGGAAGGCAUGGAGAUGCCGGAGGUUGACCGCUUGGCAUUGGAGGCGCUCGAGCACGACGGGUUUGGAGACUGGACUCGGCGCGACCUCAAGCAGCUCGUCGCCAGUUGCGAGAAAUUUGGCCGCCACGACAAGGAAGCCAUCUGUGCCGACACGGCGACGGCGCUCGGGAAAGAAAUCACGCGCGUGGCCGAAUACUACGACGUGUUCUGGGCGCGAGGAGCAGACGAGCUAGAGGAGUGGUCCAAGUUCAUCGAGCGCAUCGAAAAGGGCGAGAAGCGCCUCACACGUAACCAAGCCGUGAAGGAGGCACUGGCGGCCAAGUGCGCGAUGUACAAGAACCCGUGGCGGGACAUGAAGCUUCAGUACCCAGGCGGGUACAAGAGCAAGGGGUUCACCCACGACGAAGACGUGUUUCUUGUGUGCAUGAUGCACGAACACGGGUUUGAAUGGAACGCGAUCAAGGACGACAUCCGCAAAGCAUGGCAAUUUCGAUUCGACUGGUUCUUCAAGUCGCGCACGAUCGUCGAGCUGCAGAAACGCGGCGAGUUCCUCACCAAGCUGAUCGAGAAGGAGAACGAAGAAACUGCGAGCAAAGCAGCGACAGAGGACGAGACCUUAUCGGCAAAGGCGACCAAAAAACACAAAAGCUCGAGCAGCGGCGGCAGUAGCAAGAAACGAUCGCGCCCUUCGUCGUCGUCUUCGAGUAGUUCCAAGCGACGAAAAUCCAAAGCGUAAGCCGCCUUCCAUCCACAUCCUCCUUUAUAACUUCCGCAACACGACGCCCUCUCCAUCA